AUGUCGGCCAACACUGCUCCCGCGCUUGUGCGCUCCGCGGCCGACUUUGCCGAAUACAAUGUGAGCGACGCCCAACCUGCCCACCGCGACGGGCCCCGAAAGGGCUUCGUGGAACGGUACAUCCACUCGGAGCUGUACAAGUGGUACGCGGGCGUCGUGUGCGUUAUUAUCCACGCCCACGCCGACGACAUCCUGCCCUACACGCGCGGCCACGUAUUCCAUGUGGAGCGGCAUUAUCAGCGUGGCGAUCCCGGCGACGUACACGAUCUACUCGUCAAGAAUAUGAGACUUGGGACUGCUUUCGCCGGCUAUUUCUCGUGGACGGGUCACCACCACACCGACUUGCCCACGGAGGCGGUCGUGCUGAUGCGCCGCCACGGGUUUACCACGUGGAGGAGGGGCUUGAAGGAGGCGGUCUAUCGAGCUGUGUAUACGACCAAGAAUGCCAAGUCGCAGACGACGGCGACGUUGCUGAGGGGUGUAUUUGACGCGGACCCGAAGAAUACAAAGGGCGAAUGGGAGGAUGGGGCGCCCACCGGGCCAGUCAAUGCAUUUGAGCCGCUGACGCGGGAUCAGGCACGGGAUACGCACGUCGUGAACGCGAGAGCCGGAGAGAGGGUUUGGGGCGUUUGGGUGCAGGAGGUGAAGUGUCAGGCUUUGUAUACCAGCAGCGUAUAUCAAGGGUAG
This is a messenger RNA of Cladophialophora yegresii CBS 114405, 687 nucleotides long. RefSeq lists its product as uncharacterized. The transcript has 2 exons. Bases 1 to 687 code for a protein of 228 amino acids. Lineage: Eukaryota; Fungi; Ascomycota; Eurotiomycetes; Chaetothyriales; Herpotrichiellaceae. The record is from RefSeq and is a predicted model, not a curated record.